Messenger RNA from Lobosporangium transversale, 1079 nucleotides. RefSeq names its product MEMO1 family. The record is from RefSeq and is a predicted model, not a curated record. Bases 24 to 1001 code for a protein of 325 amino acids. The transcript has 6 exons. NCBI's taxonomy places the organism in Eukaryota, Fungi, Mortierellomycota, Mortierellomycetes, Mortierellales, Mortierellaceae.
AAAAAAAAAAAAAAAAAAAAAAAAUGAGCGUUCGAAAAGCUACCCAUGCUGGUUCCUGGUACAAGUCUAAAGGACCGGAACUUGACCAACAGUUGACACGAUGGUUGGCUGAUGCAGGGGAGACAACCUCUACUGGCGAUGCAUACCCUAUCCAGGGCCUUCGUGCCAUCAUUGCUCCUCAUGCAGGAUAUUCGUUCAGUGGAUCAGCUGCGGGGUAUGCCUACAAGUGCAUACAACCAGACGCUUUCAAACGUGUAUUUAUUCUUGGACCAUCUCACCAUGUUUACCUGCCUGGAUGUGCCAUCUCAAAGUGCCCAAAAUACAACACGCCAUUGGGAGAUUUAAUCAUUAAUCAAGAAGUCAACAAGACAUUGGAGAAGACAGGCCAGUUUGGGUACAUGUCUCAGGAGACGGACGAGGAUGAACAUAGCAUUGAAAUGCAUCUACCCUAUGUUUACAAGGUUUUUGAAAACCACUUGGAAAAUGUCACUAUCAUUCCUAUUCUAGUCGGCGCCCUGACAGAGACCUCAGAGAAACAGUACGGGAAACUCUUGGCUCCGUUCCUGGAUGAUCCCGAGAAUCUCUUUAUUGUCUCAAGCGACUUUUGUCAUUGGGGACAACGCUUCAACUAUACAUAUUAUGCUAACAACGAUGGAAUGGUAACCCAAUAUUUUGGAGCAGGCCGGGCACAGAAUCCUACAGAUCCCCAGAUCUUUGAGUCCAUUCGUAGGCUUGAUCAUGAAGGCAUGGAGAAGAUUGAGCAACAGAGCCAUUCGACAUUUUGCAGGUAUCUGAAUAGGACCAAAAACACCAUCUGUGGACGACAUCCCAUUGGCGUGCUCUUGGCGGCAUUGGAGGAUGAUAUGGCCAAGGCCAAGGCCUCGGAAUCUAUCAAGAAAUAUAGAACUCGAUUUGUUCACUAUGCUCAAUCGAGUAGUGUCAAGUCGGCUUCAGAUUCCAGUGUUUCCUAUGCCUCAGCAUUUAUUCAGCGCGAACAGUAGUACAGUAGAUGUUCUUUCAUGUUCACUCAUCCUUGUCUUCAGAGCUACAAAAUAAUAAAAAUAAAUAUUAAACGCUGC